Messenger RNA from Stegostoma tigrinum, 5096 nucleotides. It is a transcript of the gene actr8, whose product is annotated as actin related protein 8. Gene Ontology annotation, cellular component: Ino80 complex. Lineage: Eukaryota; Metazoa; Chordata; Chondrichthyes; Orectolobiformes; Stegostomatidae. Gene Ontology annotation, biological process: double-strand break repair; regulation of DNA-templated transcription. The record is from RefSeq and is a predicted model, not a curated record. Bases 574 to 2436 code for a protein of 620 amino acids. The transcript has 13 exons.
GUUCUCCGACAGGACCAGCAGACGGUGCUAUCAGUUCUGAGACAGGACCAGCAGACACAGAGAGAUCAGCACUGAGGCAAGACCAGCAGACACGGGGAGACUAGUUCUGAGACAGGAUCAGCAGACAGAGGGGGGACAGCUCUGAGGCAGGAUCCGCAGACAGAGAGGGAACAGCUCUGAGGCAGGAUCCGCAGACAGAGAGGGAACAGCUCUGAGGCAGGAUCCGCAGACAGAGGGGGAACAGCUCUGAGGCAGGAUCCGCAGACAGAGGGGGAACAGCUCUGAGGCAGGAUCCGCAGACAGAGGGGGGACAGCUCUGAGGCAGGAUCCGCAGACAGAGGGGGAACAGCUCUGAGGCAGGAUCCGCAGACAGAGGGGGAACAGCUCUGAGGCAGGAUCCGCAGACAGAGGGGGAACAGCUCUGAGGCAGGAUCCGCAGACAGAGGGGGAACAGCUCUGAGGCAGGAUCCGCAGACAGAGGGGGAACAGCUCUGAGGCAGGAUCGGUUUACAGAGGGCGAGUACUGGCGCGGGUUUAAAAUUGUGACUCAGUGUCUGUCCUGGAGCCGGUAAAAUGACUCAAGUGGAACAGGACAACGGCAAAGAGAAAGAGAAGGAAAAAGAAAAGGAACAACGCGGUGUGAAGCGCCCGAUAGUCCCCGCCGCCAUCCCGGAAUCUGUUCUCGAGCCAAUCCAAAGUAACUUCAUUGUGGUUAUUCAUCCUGGUUCAUACACUCUAAGGAUUGGACGAGCUGCAGAUACACUUCCCGUUGGUGUACCUCAUAUCAUUGCCCGAAGACAUAAACAACAAGGACAGCCACACUAUGAGGAUCCGUGGCUACAUAGGGAUGGUCUCAAUAAACCAGAAAGUAAUGAGCAAAGACAGAAUGGCCUUAAAAUGGUGGAUCAAGCUAUAUGGUCCAAAAAGAUGUCAAAUGGUGCGAGGCGAAUACCAGCUCCUCCAGAUCAGGUGAGGGCAUAUAACAAGCAGAUGAGACCAGCUGUCUUGGACACCAAUUCGGGGGUCAAAUGGACAAAUACGUCUCAUCAACCUGAGUUUCUUGUAGGAGAAGAGGCACUGUAUGUAAAUCCAUCAGACUGCUACAACAUACAUUGGCCAAUUCGCAGAGGCCAGUUUAACCUUCAUGAAGGACCUGGAGGCUCCCUCACUGCAGUACUAGCUGAUCUGGAAACUAUAUGGACAUAUGCUAUUCAGAAGUUUCUAGAAAUUCCCCGUAAAGAUUUAAAGUAUUACAGGUGUAUUCUGCUAAUCCCAGAUAUCUACAACAGACAACAUGUUAAAGAAUUGAUAAACCUACUUUUGAACAAUAUAGGAUUCUCAGGUGUUGUUGUUCAUCAGGAAUCCAUCUGUGCUACAUUUGGAAGUGGUUUAAGCAGUGCCUGUGUUGUAGAUGUGGGAGAACAGAAGACUAGUGUAUGUUGUGUUGAGGAUGGAGUAUCGCAUCGAAAUACCAGAUUGCGUUUAGCAUAUGGAGGAUCUGAUGUGACCAGAUGUUUCUUCUGGCUAAUGCAGCGGUCUGGUUUCCCUUAUAGAGAAUGUCAACUAUUUAAUCGAAUGGACUGCCUCCUUCUUCGGCAGCUCAAAGAGACAUUCUGUCACCUAGACCAGGACAUUUCUGGAAUUCAGGAUCAUGAAUUCAAGGUCCGUCAACCAGAUUCUCCAGCAUUGUUAUACCAGUUGCGACAAGGAGAUGAAAAGCUACAGGCACCGAUGGCACUGUUUUAUCCAGCUACUUUUGGAAUUGUGGGACAGAAGAUAACCACACUGCAACACAGAUCACAGGGUGAUUCAGAAGAUCCACAUGAUGAGCAUUAUUUACUGGCAACCCAGAGUAAACAGGAGCAGGCUGCCAAAGCUAUUGCUGAGCGGAAAGCUCUGGCUAAAUUUGCUGGAUUUGAAGUAGAGUCAGGUACUCAGAAUACAGAUAGUGCAGAGAAGAGUCAUUCUCAUGAACUAGAACUUGGAUCAUCUCAGCAUGAAUGCCUACUUGGAGCAAAUGAUUCGGAGGAUCUCCCAGCAACUUUGGCAAGAAAAACAACCAUGUCACAGUUUGAAGGAAAGGCUUUGGGGCUUGAUAAAUCAAUUCUGCAUAGUAUUGAUUGCUGUGGAUCUGAUGAAACAAAAAAGAAAAUGUACAGCUCCAUUUUAGUGGUUGGAGGAGGACUGAUGUUCCAUGGGGCUCAAGAAUUUUUACAACACAGAAUUCUGAACAAGAUGCCACCAUCGUUUCGCAGAAUAGUCGAAAAUGUUGAAGUUAUCACAAGGCCCAAGGACAUGGAUCCACGUUUGAUAGCAUGGAAAGGUGGGGCUGUUCUGGCUUGUCUAGACACAACGCAGGAGCUGUGGAUACAUCAGCGAGAGUGGCAGCGGUUUGGUGUACGCAUGCUACGGGAGAGAGCACCAUUUGUUUGGUAAAAAGCCCUAUCCACAAUGACCCUUAUUAAUAAAAGCCACUGACUGACUUUUCUGAAAGCAUAGAAGUUUAUUAGUAUUGAUUUUUAAAAAAUGAGUACCUGCUGUCUGCUUUUGAAAAAGAGUUAUAGAAUUGUUUCAGAAAUGGUUAAAUAAUCUGAUUUAUGUACAGUGUUUUAGAUAUUGAAGAGGAAAAGUUUAUUCAAAUUCACGUCAUGGCUGCAAAACCAUUUUGUAAUUAUGCUGCUGCUGUGCAAAUGUUUGCUAUUUAUUAUAAAAUAAAUUUCUUUUUGUAUCUCACAUUUGUCUUAAAUUUUGGCAUGUAAGCAUAUCUACCAAUGUUUUACAAGUUUUUCAGAUUUAAAAUUACUUUGUGAAAGAGUUGGCUGCUUUUUCUUGUGCCUGGCAUCAUUUUAAACAGGAAUUUGAAUUGAGCAGGUUUUAAUUUUUCUUAAACAGGCAAGAAAUGUCUUGCAGUGAAAUAGCAACAUCUCAGCAGCUGUAGGUUGCUUUGCCUCCUACAUCCGGUUUAUUUAUGGCAUCUUGGAUGAGAGAUUUAGGUACUACUUUAGCUGCUUGUUCAUAGCAUUUGAAAAGCACCUUUUCUCCCUUUGGGGAAUAGUGGGAAAGUCCUGGAAGGAUUUACCAGCUGAUUAGCCUGUUGAACCGCGUGAUAAACGGUCCUUCCAUGGCCGGGUGCUGGAAGCGACUUGAACCCAGAGCUUCUCAACCACAGGAUGGGACGCUACUGAUGCAUCACAAGAUGUGCAAUGCCCUAUUUUAGUCAAUGGUAAACCACUGUUGCAAAUAAAGCCUUAUUCGCAUCUUCAUUUCGAGGACAACUGGCUGGAACUAUGCUUGAAUCCUUAUGCAAUUCCAAGAUACAAAGAUUUAUGCUGGCAUUAGAAGAAGAAGACUGUAAUCAGAUCUAAGGUAGGAACGGACACGAGUCUGGCAGAUUGCAUUUAAUGUAAAUGAAUGUAUGUAGAAACACAUAAAAUAAAACAGGUGCUGAAGAGCCAUUUGGCCCUUCAAAUGUGCUCUACUAUUCGGUGUGAGUGUGGCUGCUUUCUUCCCAUACCCUUUAAUUCUUUCAGCCCUAAGGACUAUAUCCAACACCUUCUUAAGAAUAUUCAGUGUGUUAGCCUCAACUGCUUUCUGUGGCAGAGAAUUUCACAAUUUUACCACUCCUUGGGUAAAAAAAAACUCCAGUUUUUGCCAGUGCUAUGGGCCUACCCCAUAUCGUUAAAACUGUGACUCCAGGUUCCGGAUUCACUGGUCUUCAGGAACAUCCUUCCUGUGUUUACCCUGUCUAGUUCUGUUAGAAUUUUACAGGUUUCUGAGAUCCCUGCCUUGCUUGAAUAAACUCCAAUGAGCAGAGGCCCAACCUACUCAGCCUCUCCUCUUAAAAAUAACUUGACCUCUAGUUGGAUCUGUAACAUAGUUUUCUAGGAAACUUUAUGAAUUCUUCUUUGUGGCUACCUCUACCAAUCUGACUCCCAAUCUACAUGAAGAUCAAAGUCACCGAAGAUUAAACUGCUACCUUUUUUUAACCCCCAUCAGUGUCAGCGUAAAUUACUGUCUGCCCAACCUACUGUUCAGGGGCUUAUAGAUUACAGCUACCACUACACACUCGCCUGAAGAUGAGUUGGGUCCAAGCCUGGAAUUCUAAUGGCUCAAACUUCCCUUGAAGCUUCUGCAGCGUCUUUGCAGCAGCGUGGUUGCUCAGGCCUGGUCUGGGAUUCGUUUUAGGUCUUCCAGGCCCAAUACCAAAGCCACCUAUCAGCAGGUAUUUUCAUCAGCUUGUGGGUCUCUUGUGAACUUCAGUCAAGCUGUGACUUCGUGUGGCAUUUUCUUCUGCCUCGGGGUGGUUCCGGCCCAGGAUUCCAACAGUAGGUUAGGUCUUCGAGCCCAGAGCUAGAGUUGUUACGAAGACAUAUGGCAUGUUGGCUUUCAUUGGCAGAGGAAUUAAGUUUAAGAGCCGUGAGGUUAUAUUUCAGCUGUAUAAAACCAUAUUUUAGACCACUCGAAAUAUUGUGUUCAGUUCUGGCCGCCUCAUUAUUCGAAGGAUGUGAAUGCUUUAGAGAGGAUGCAGAGGAUAUUUACCAGGAUGCUGCCUGGAAUGAAGGGCAGGUCUUAUGAGGAAAGGUCGAGGGAGCUAGGGUUUUUCUCAUUGGAAUGAAGAAGGAUGAGAAGUGACUUGAUAAAGGUGUACAAGUUGAUGAGCGGAGUAGAUAGAGUGGACAGUCAGAGACUUUUUCUCAGAGCGGAAAUGACUGUCACAAGUGGGCAUAGUUUUUGAGGUGAUUGGAGGAAAUGAGAGGGGAGAUAUCAGAGUGGUGGGUGCAAGGAAUGUGCUGCCAGCGGUGGUAGUGGAAUCAGAUGCAUUAGGGACAUUUAAGCAACUCUUGGAUAGGCAGACAGAUUAUAUAAUAAUGUAGGGUAUGCAGAGUAAUUGAUCUUAGAGUGGGAUAAUAGCUCAGCACCACAUUGUGGGCUGAAGGGCCUGUACUGCACGGUACUAUUCUAAAUGGACUUGUCGUAAAUUCUUCCUUUAAUUUUUUUUCUUUGUCAUAUAUGGUGGAAGCACUGUUGUUCUGAGACUUAUUUCUUUAUUUGUCUAAUUUAUUACUAUGAUUUAAUACUCUUGAAUUUCUCUAACA